Messenger RNA from Pseudoliparis swirei, 961 nucleotides. Its product is annotated as protein SPO16 homolog. NCBI's taxonomy places the organism in Eukaryota, Metazoa, Chordata, Actinopteri, Perciformes, Liparidae. Gene Ontology annotation, biological process: synaptonemal complex assembly; reciprocal meiotic recombination. The record is from RefSeq and is a predicted model, not a curated record. Bases 349 to 960 code for a protein of 203 amino acids. The transcript has 4 exons. Gene Ontology annotation, cellular component: chromosome.
AUUUAAUAAGUUUGCGUGAGACAGGUGUGGAGCUUUUAUCGUACACUUGUGCAAGUUCAAAUCUAAAAUGUUUAUACAGAUGCUUUACAAGACAAAAAGAAAACACUGACGACUGAAAUUAUCCAAACUAAUAAAGAAACGUCUGUGGUCUCCUCAAAAUAUCAACCGUAAAAAUAAAAAACACCUGUGGAGAAACCUGCAUUCCGGCCAACACGCUGAGUGGUGAAACAGCGCCCUCUGGUGGCCGUCUGUAGGCACGACAGCCUGGCGCUCGUGCCGCGGUCCCCCCACACAGGUGGAGGGGUCUCAUCAGAACUCGUUACACUCUUCUUCACGGAGCUGUGGGUCAUGGCGUCACACGCGGAAACGACUCCUCAGUGGAGAACAACGAUUAUAGUGAGCUCGUCUCUCCAGAACCACGACACGACCCGGAUUUUAAGCGCGCAGCAGCACCGCAUCCGAUUUUCAGACGGUGUGGAGUCUGGAGCGUUUAUCUUCCCUCUGUCAGGUACCGCGUUUCUGUUGGUCGACCCCCAAGACCUCCUCGAGCAUUUUGAGGAGUCCGGACUGAUUGAGAGGAUAAAGAAGUUUGUGCAGGUGCACAGGAACAGUUUCCUGCUCCUAAACUCCCCCUUUAACGGGAAAAGGGAAUUGGAGAUCUUAUCGAUGAUUCAACACAGGUACGUCUGGAAGGGAUUAAGCUGGACUUACAUUAAUGUGGCGAUGGUAACAUCGCAAUACAUUAUUUGUACUCCUCCUCCUCCUCCUCUCAGAUUCUUCGGCAGUAAUCUCAGGAUCCUGCCGGUGCGAAACAACACCGAGCUCGUGAAAGGCAUGUUGACCAUCGCCAAGGCCACCAGUAAGCCCCACGCGGACAGCAUCCGCGACCGGAUGGCUCGGGCUCGGGCUCGCGUCAUCGAAAGCAGUCCCGUGUGGGAGAUGCUCCGAGACGUCCUCUGAU